AUGCUAGAAGAGUUGAAUAUGCAAGUGCAGGAGUCCAAUAUCGCGCAAGCCCGGAAGAGGAGAUUCAUCCUAGAGUCUAGGGGCUACAUCGACAUCAUCAAGCCUGGAGAAGACGUUGUGCCCAUCACCGCUACCCAGUACGAACAGCGCAUCCAGCAAUCCACACCGAGCUGGGACAACAGCCUCAUCGUCUGCACCUCCACAGAAGCACGCGACCUACUCCAGCGCUUCACCCUCCAAGUCCCCCUCCUCGUCCCCUUAGAACUAAACAACAGCCCGGAACCACGCACCCUCUACUCCGCCCAACACUACGAAGCCGUCCUAAAAUUCCGCAAACACGCCUCAACCGAACCCUACAUGGACAUCCAAGACCUCACAUCCAAAAACAUAACCCGCCGGCUCACCAUCUCCACCGCCCUAAAACGCAUGUCCGACCCUACCGUCCUCCCCAUAAACCUGCUCGACAUCCGGCCCGUACGUCAGAACGUAUUACCCUGGGAGCUCAACAAUCUCACCGACUACAGCAUCCUAUCCGAAGCGACGGAAUACGGUGGCAUGUCCAACCACUCGGACCCGAACCUCAGCGAUCUCUCUAGUAAAACUGGGUUCGCUCUCUGGGGCAAACGAGGCGUAUGGUCUUUCCCUCACGUUGACGAACAUGGCCUCUACACCGGUGUAUUGUGUGAGACUGGCUCGAAAUUGUGGUUUACGUGGUCGCUUUCCGACUCUGAACGCGAGGAAUGGGCUGUAGCACGACAAGCAGGUAUCCAGUAUGCACCAAACAAACCCGGUUUUCCUAUUUACCUCAAGAAAGGGGAUUUGUUACUUAUGCCACCGGGGACAGUUCAUGCGCCACUGUCGCUGGAGGAUGACGACGCGGAACCCACCUUCAUCUCGGCCCUGCGCGAGCUCGAGAGCCCCGUAAACGACGACGUGCUCAACCUCGCCGCCACGCUGGGCACCCCGACGGACGAACAAGGCAUCCCCAGCGACGACGACAUCGAACGCGCCCACGUCGACUAUCUCCGCGCAGCACGUGAGCGCGACCAGGCGCGGUUGGACCGGUCCCAGGAGCGAUUGCGCCUGCUGGAAAGGCAGCGAGACGAGCUGGAGCAGCGGGACCGCCUGCGCCGCGUGAUGAGUCGCCUCAGCCGCCUCAGCGACAACAACUAUGGCGACCGCGUGCCCAGUCAGAACAGCCUGUAUGACUGGUCGCCGGCGACAGAGGCCCCGGGCGCGCCCGAGAGCUCACUGAGGUCGACGGCCAUCCUCCAGUCGGCAGGCGUGCGCCGCCAUCCACGCUUCUCAGCGCGCACCAGGGAAGCCGCCACCAGCAGCGAAGCACCGCCACGCCACGCUUCACACCGCAGCCUCAGAGACAUGCUUGCCGCCCGAUCCAGCCUCUUCCCCGAGACCGUCCAGCGAGAACGCCGCCAGAUGUCUUCGCACCGAGACGCCGAGGCCCGCACGUCGCCCAUGCUGGAGCAGACCGUCAAGUACCUGUCGCGCAUACGCCACUCGCGCGACGACGACGAGAGCUGGGAGCGGGCGCGAGACGCCGGUUUCCUGACCAAGGACUUCUUCUUACAGCACGCAGACUUCGUCGCAAACACCCUCGCCAUACCGCCGCCCACCGAGACAUCAUGGCUGGCACCGGGCGCGAUACUCUCGGGCUGUCAGCAUGCAACGACAAUGCCCGCUGCCGCGACUACCACAUACAGCCGGCACACGGGACUCCCACCGCCCAUCCGACCGUGGAUAUGGAAUCCCAGCGAAGUCUCCACGAGCCGGAACUCGCAGCCCGACGCACAACCGCACCAAGACCGAUGGCCCGUCAAGGUCACCAUACACGACGUGGACUGGGAGCAGAUGUCUCUCUCCGCAACCAUGGAAGCGUAUAACGUACCUUCCCACCCGCAUCCGCACACCAUGUUUUCCCCCAGCAAUGCCACGCCGUCCGUCACGCGCACCUCCUCCAUUACGACCUACCUCGAAGGCGAAAUCCUCGACUUCAACAACUACACCCUCCUCACCGAAUCCUUUAAAUCGAAUGCCGCAAACGACGCAACAUAUUGGCGCAAACUGCCCCCAUUCCAGAAGAUGAGCGACGAAGACGUGGUCAGGGCAUUAACAAGCAAGAAGUGGCUCACCGAAGUCCUGGGCCAGAACUGGAUACUCAUGCGCUGGAAAGAGCGAUGUUUUGUAAAGAGCCUGAACCGCAGCACCCCUGACCCUGUUCAGCCCCCACCCUCCACCACGAUACCCUCCUCCUUCUCCGCCGACCCUCCACCGUCCAAUCCCUGGGCCUCGACAGGUUCCUCCAACUACGCACCCGCCGCUCCUACCUCCACGCAUACUUCGCAACUCCAGCCCUCGCCCUACCGCAUAGUUCGCAACGCGCAAACUGGCCGUGCCGAAGUCGAAAUCACACCACAGCCGCUCUUCAACUCCGUCACGAACGACGCCGAACAAGCGACAUUCGACGACUCAGGCUGCGGGCUUACCAUCAGCGGGUUCUACUACGUGGCGCUUGACCGGAGAAGCGGGAUGCUAGAAGGGUUGUAUUAUGAUCCGCAGAGCAGUCCGUAUCAGUGUCUGAAGUUGGAGAGUGUCAACGGUGGACUGAGAACGGCGUGGAGUUUCAGAUGA
Alternaria ethzedia is the source of this 2649-nucleotide messenger RNA. RefSeq lists its product as uncharacterized. The record is from RefSeq and is a predicted model, not a curated record. The transcript is spliced from 2 exons. Gene Ontology annotation, cellular component: extrinsic component of membrane; GID complex. The coding region runs from base 1 to 2649 and encodes 882 amino acids. NCBI's taxonomy places the organism in Eukaryota, Fungi, Ascomycota, Dothideomycetes, Pleosporales, Pleosporaceae. Gene Ontology annotation, biological process: protein targeting to vacuole; protein catabolic process in the vacuole; negative regulation of gluconeogenesis.